Messenger RNA from Polyodon spathula (Mississippi paddlefish), 473 nucleotides. RefSeq names its product histone H2B 5-like. Bases 16 to 393 code for a protein of 125 amino acids. Gene Ontology annotation, cellular component: nucleosome. The transcript has a single exon. The record is from RefSeq and is a predicted model, not a curated record. NCBI's taxonomy places the organism in Eukaryota, Metazoa, Chordata, Actinopteri, Acipenseriformes, Polyodontidae. Gene Ontology annotation, molecular function: structural constituent of chromatin; DNA binding; protein heterodimerization activity.
CAUCAGAGAAAGAAAAUGCCAGAACCGAAAGCUGCACCCGCGCCGAAGAAAGGCUCCAAGAAGGCUGUUGCUAAGAACCAGCCUAAGGGAGGAAAGAAGCGCAGAAAGAGCAGGAAGGAGAGCUACGCGAUCUACGUGUACAAAGUGCUGAAGCAGGUCCACCCCGACACCGGCAUCUCCUCCAAAGCGAUGGGCAUCAUGAACUCGUUCGUCAACGACGUUUUCGAGCGCAUUGCCGGCGAGUCGUCCCGCCUGGCUCACUACAACAAGCGCUCCACCAUCACUUCCCGGGAGAUCCAGACAGCCGUGCGCCUCCUGCUGCCCGGAGAGCUGGCCAAGCACGCCGUGUCUGAGGGCACCAAGGCCGUCACCAAGUACACCAGCUCCAAGUAAACCGAGCCCGUCCCUGCCCCGUCCUUCCAGCAACACAAAGGCUCUUCUAAGAGCCACCCAAAACACCACAGAAAGAGAUG